GCGGCUGUUGAUCUGACAAAGGAAGCGAACGAGACAUCGGGAUCCUCUUGUCGGUAGAGAUGGAAUAUGGCAAGAUGCAGGCGCAACCCGCAGACAUCGCCACGAGGCGGAGAGUACAUGAAAAAACAUACUGCCACCGGAUCCCUGACCUGAACCAGGACCAGCCAGAGAUAAAACGAUGCAGAGGGAGCCGGGGAAAUGCUGAACGCUCCGAGAAUAUGGAGAGGAGAACAGCAGCAAGCCACAAGAGGGCGCCAGCGCGCCACCAACAGCCCAAUGUCUCUGCAGAAAAGCCAGAGAGAAGUGAUUGGGGGAGAGACGUGAGUCUCAGGGGUCCCAGAGCCCAGAUUAAAGUAGCAGCAGUGGUCAAAACCUCUGUGCAGAACAACAUGCAAACUGCCAUCAGGAAGAAGAGAAAAGUUCACCCAUCUGUGUUUAAGGGGAAAGGUCAGCUGAAGCUGAUCGUAACACCAGUCCAAGGAAAGCUGUAUGUUCAAAUUCUAGAAGCCAGGGGUCUUCUGGCAAAGGAAUACAGGCCAUGUGACUCAUACAUCAAGAUAGCCCUGGUUCCUGAUGUUGACCACAGCAAAAGGCAGAAGACUCAGACUGUCAUUGACUGCAAGAGUCCUGUCUUCAAUGAGACCUUUGUGAUAACUGUGGGGGAGGAUGAGCAGCAGAAGAGGUUGCUGGUGACCACUUGGAAUCGCAAUCGGACUUCUAGACGGACUGACUUCCUGGGCUGCAUGAGUUUUGGAGUUCAUUCCCUCUUUACUUCAGCAAAGGAGAUCAGGGGCUGGUAUUAUCUCCUGGGUGAGGAGUUGGGUAGGAGCAAACAUCUGCGAGUGGCCUCCCGACGCAUCAAGCGAUCUGCUGAAGCUGCCAUGUCUAACCAUGCUGCUGGACCUGAUACUGCAACAGGAGAGAACAUGCAGUCCGCAACUGUUACCAUUCUGAGGGGGAAGGAUGGUUUUGGCUUCACCAUUUGUUCAGACUCGCCGGUGCGAGUGCAGGCAGUGGACCCAGGUGGCCCGGCUCACCAGGCAGGCCUGCAGCAGCUGGACACGGUGCUUCAGCUGAAUGGCCAACCCGUGGAGCACUGGAAGUGCGUGGACCUGGCCCAUGCCAUCAGAAACUGCCGUAAUGAGAUCACCGUGGUGGUGUGGAGGACCGUGCCGGUCAUGAAGCCCUACUACGAAGGCCUCAUCCACAGGCCAUCGUACAAACCGGCAGGCUUCCAGACACUUUCUCCCGUCGCCAAGACCCAAAACAAGACCCCACCCCUGCUCUCCCGGCCCACCAACCAGAAGCAGGGACGCCGCAAGAAAGCAGGAAGUUCAGAGAGCGCGGGAAGUAGAUUAGCGGAUGCAGCAUGGUCAUGGACAGGGAAACGGGAAGAGAAUGACUACAAAACACGCACACCGACCCUCAAAGGUACCCGGGUGACAUCAUCGAGCGGGGACAAUUACAUCAUCCUGUCUCCUGUCAGUCCAGCAAACCAGAUAUUACAAACUGUUUAUCCAGGCAGCAAUGGGACAUUGGGAACUCUUGGGAGAAUCUAUCAGACGCACCCAUCUGGAGGGCUCCAGCAAAGCCCGGGCUACCUGCCGGACGCGGGUCUGGAGGCUCGGGCCACCCUGCGCAGGUCGGUGAGCAGCACGACAACCUCCUUGCCACCCAGCGCCUACAGACAGAGCUUUGCCAACUACCAGAACUGCACCAUCGUCCAGUCGCACCUCCCACACUCCAACUAUGGCACCUACGUCACCCUGGCCCCCAAGAUCCUCAUCUUCCCUGUGUUUGUGCAGCCGCUGGACUUGUGCAGCCCGGAGAGAACUCUGCUGUUGUCAGAGGAGAUGAUCCUUCACGACAGUACACACAUGUCACUUAAGGCAACAGUGUUCAUCUACACUGACCUGAUUCUGUUGACCAGAGAAGACGACCAGGGCCGAUGUAAUGUGCUCCAGAGUCCUUUAUACCUCCACCAGAUCCAGCUGCAGGAUGUUCCUGCAGACAAGCUGCGACUGUAUGUCUCCUACAGAGUAGAGAGGACUGAGUGCCUGUUUAGUUUGGAGGCCUUUUCAACUGAGCAGAAGAGGAGGGUAUACCAGUGUUUGAGAGAUAAUAUUAACAAACAGCUUGCCCUGAGGGAGAGAAUGUGUCCUGACCAGAUGUUGGAGCCAAAGACUGGGAAUGAGACUGAACUCGGGCUGCUUGGUUUCGGAGCGCACAGUGUUUCCGAGCCCUGCUCUCCCUCCUGUCCCUCGGGCUCCCCGCUGACGGGCCGGAGCAGGACCAGAACAUUCGGUCCAGCCGAGCACCUCUCCUACCCAGAUUCGCACCUCUUGGCUGGGGACGCUGAGCAGACCCCUCCUUCUGCAGGUGACGCCCCCAAAGGCGCGGAGAUGCCUGCCAUCUGGAAGGAGCGGGGGAAGGAGCCAAGGAGAAGCGAGCAGGAGGCCGAGCUCGAGAAGCGGGAGCAGGGCGAGGGCGAGAGCGCCUCGGAGACUGUCAGCACGGGCGCCAGGCCUGCGCCUUCUUCAUCCUCCUCCUCCUCGCCGCUCAUCGUUCCCAGACUAUGUCUGGAUCGCUCCUUCAAGCUGGACGCUCUGACCUCGCCGUCCACCGACGACGAUGACGACGACGAUGAGGAGGAAGAAGAGGAGGAGGACAGCGAUGAAGGCUGCCCGAAGCGGAGGAGCCUGGUGGAAGCGUCGCCCAGCCGUGGGCAAGCUAAUGGAGGGCUGCGGGUGCAGGUCUCCCUGCAGCGGAGACGCACGCACAGCGAGGGCAGCCUGCUCCAGGAGCCUCGCUCGCCUCGCUUCAUCUCGGACCAGGCCAUCCACUGCCUGGAGGACGGCGCCGGAGAAACGCAGGACCGCUGGACUGUUCCAUCUCCCCAGACCCUGAGAAAGGAGCUCACCAAGAAUGGAGGAUCCGUCCACCACAUCUGCCUGCUUUUCACGGGCAGAAGGGUCUGCGGUGAGCCAAACUGUAAAUGUCAGAUGGGGAAGAGCAUCAUGAAGAAGAAGACAUCAAAGAACCUGGCCAAAGACAUGAAAAAUCGACUGACCUUCCUCAGGAAGAAGAGCAACGACAGACAUGGAGGCAAUCCAGCCAGCAAACUCGAGAAGGCCCUCAAAUCGGACAAGCCCAUGCCAGAGGAAGCUCUCAAGUGGGGUGAAUCAUUCGAUCUGCUGCUCUCUCACAAAUAUGGGCAGACAGUGUUCCGCGCCUUCCUGCAGACAGAGUUUAGCGAGGAGAAUCUGGAUUUCUGGCUGGCUUGUGAGGACUACAGGAGGAUCAAGUCUCCCUCCAAGAUGGCUUCCAGAGCCAAAAAAAUAUAUGCAGAAUACAUUUCUAUUAAGUCGUGCAAAGAGGUUAAUCUGGACUCUUACACCCGGGAGCAGACCAAGGAAAACAUGGAGAACAUUAACGCCGAAUGCUUCGACUUGGCACAGAGUAGGAUCUACGGACUCAUGGAGAAGGACCCCUAUCCUCGCUUCCUCCGCUCAGAUAUCUACCUGGACUUGACCCACCAAAAGAGACCCAGCUCUGCCAUAGAGCUCUCCUAAUCCUGCCAUCUAUGACUCCAGAGAGUCACCACAAAGACCAAGCAGGUUUAUGUAUUAUAUGGAUGGUGUAAGACAAUAGUCAGUGUCAGUUUGGUUAACAUGCCGAUGUACAGCACUGUAUGUAUCGGUCCUCUUUGGCUGCAGUGCUAAUUUGGAGGGAAAUGUCUGCUCUAAAUCAGUGGGUUUGCGUUGACCUCAUGCUGCCCCCUGUUGGAUGACGCUGGUAAAAGAGCGAACACGGGUUCCCGGCCUGAGAUGUUGGCCUCGCAGGUGGUGUGCAGACGGACAAAAGCAUUUUGGAUGAAGAUACCGAGGGAAGCUUGGUACUGUUUUGUUUCACUUUGCUUUCAUCAGCUAUUGCUGCAGUGCUUUCUUUCCCUGAGAACAAGGUACAUGAGAGUUUAUCGAGCAGGCAACCUGCCUUUACUUCAUUCCAGUCGUUUCACCCAUGCAUGCCAGUUUACAUGCAGCCCCUGAGAAGAAUGCUGCCUGCUUUUUAUCAGUACCUGUCUCAGUUUUUAAGCUACAACUCUGUUUUUCACGAGAGCUGGCUCCAUAAAGAUGUGUUUAAGAUAGAUUUAUGGUUUGAUGUUUUAUGCUGACAUGAAGCACCACUGGUCAGAGAACCACAGGUUCAGUACCCCGAAGCACUCAAAAGUGCUCUUGGCUUUUCUCACUGUAAAUAAACUGAUAAAAAUGUCAGGUCUUCACAAGUAUAUGUAAGGAUAAGUGCUUCUUGUUAGAUUUCACACUAAUGGAGUCUUAAAGGAAGCCACAGCCCCAAAACCUUUAAUAUGAAUUAGUUUGUACAAAUUCCUAAAGAUGUGCCUAUUUCAUUUAAAAGUGCAAUACACAAGACCCCAAACCACCUCAUGACCUGCUCAUGACCUCACAAAGUGAAUUUCCAGAACUCAGUGUCCAUCUUUAUCAAUUCUCUGAAGAGGUUUGUGUCUUAAUGAAUGGGCAGGAAGUGGAAUAUCAUGGUAACAAAGGUUGUCAUUCUCCAAAAUAUAGACUAGUCAUUUUUGUUGCUGAGAAUGUGGAUAUAUAUGAAGUAUUCUGUUCGUAGGGAAUCUGCUAUUAUUUAAGCAUACAUCUGAGAUGUUAAACAAAAAUGAAACAUCAUUGUAAUUGUAAUUGUUUUCUAAUUUCUGCUGAGUAACUGAGCUUACCAGACCAUUUUUGUGCAUAAACAUCAAAAAUGAGGAAUUCCAUGUUCAUUUGGGGAACAUUGCUUUGGCCAGUGCUUCAGGCUCCUGAGAACCGAGUUGCAUAACAUUUGCUGUCUUUUCUUUAAAUCCUAUGUAAGUAUCUCCUUCAUGUAAUUAUUAUUGCUGUAUUUAUUUGUGGGCUUAUUAUGCACUUCUGGCUUUGGGUAUACCCAUAUUCAGACAGAAUAAAGCUACAUUAAAUAAUAACUCCAUUUUACACUAA
This is a messenger RNA of Electrophorus electricus (electric eel), 5006 nucleotides long. RefSeq names its product regulator of G protein signaling 3b (gene rgs3b). The record is from RefSeq and is a predicted model, not a curated record. Lineage: Eukaryota; Metazoa; Chordata; Actinopteri; Gymnotiformes; Gymnotidae. Gene Ontology annotation, molecular function: protein binding. Gene Ontology annotation, cellular component: nucleus; plasma membrane.